Messenger RNA from Fopius arisanus, 438 nucleotides. RefSeq names its product small integral membrane protein 13. NCBI's taxonomy places the organism in Eukaryota, Metazoa, Arthropoda, Insecta, Hymenoptera, Braconidae. The transcript is spliced from 2 exons. Bases 219 to 428 code for a protein of 69 amino acids. The record is from RefSeq and is a predicted model, not a curated record.
AGUCAGACACAAUUUAAUUUCAAAAUGGCGCGGUGAUAUCGAGACGCAAUUGAUCUAGUCACAUUGAUGUUAGGAAAAAAAUUUUAUAAUCAUUUUCAAUUCAAUCAUUUACGUCUUGGGAAUUGACGCAAUCCUAGGGCAGAGGUUAUGACAUUAAAAUCGUGAAAUUGAAUGUAAAAAAGGGACGAGGUGUUUGAACGUUCAAUAAUUAAGUAAAUAUGCAGGAAAUUGCACUCGCUGCUUUUUCCGUUAUCUCAAGUCUUAUCAUUGUUUUCGUCUUAGUGCUGUUGGGUUGGUAUUUGGUUUGGAAAUUUUUCUUGUCCCGAUUCCGCUUCGUUCGUGAACUCCUCGGUGGAAUGAGUGAGUCCUCAUCAGUGCAUGAUCUCAAAAACGGUCGCUCUCGCAUAAAAAAGCUUCGCAAGGACUAGACAUCGAACG